Messenger RNA from Chaetomium fimeti, 676 nucleotides. RefSeq lists its product as uncharacterized. Lineage: Eukaryota; Fungi; Ascomycota; Sordariomycetes; Sordariales; Chaetomiaceae. Gene Ontology annotation, cellular component: mitochondrion; large ribosomal subunit. Gene Ontology annotation, biological process: translation. Gene Ontology annotation, molecular function: structural constituent of ribosome. The coding region runs from base 353 to 676 and encodes 107 amino acids. The record is from RefSeq and is a predicted model, not a curated record. The transcript has 2 exons.
GCCGGGCCGAAUUGGGAAACUUCGGACAUUUUCCCAACGUCGUCUCGAGUUGAAGGAGCUCCGCACCCCACCACCACUACGAGAGAGCUGUCCGCUGGGACUCGGAUUGGAACGGUUACAGUUGAUUUAGGAUUGAGUAUUGGCUUAGGGGACCGACCGACCUGACACCUGCCUGGUACCUACCUCUACGACGACGACAUCCUCCCGUUGCGCCGUCCAUUCCACCCUCCCGAGACUCCGUCCACCUAUCACCCUAGGCAGGGCACGACGAAUAAACCCAGCCCACCAACAACUCCACAACCCAACCCCCCUUCAAGAAACCAAACAAGAAACCAAAAAAAGAACAAGAAAAAUGUCCUACUUCCGCAUCACCCUCCACCGCUCCGCGAUCGGGCUGCCCAAGCGCACGCGCGGCGUGCUGGCCGCGCUGGGCCUGCACCGCCGCGGCCAGCUGGUCUUCCACCCGGUCAGCGCCCAGUUCGCCGGCAUGAUCAUGAAGGUGAAGGAGCUGGUGCGGGUCGACGAGGUCGACCGGCCGCUGACGCGCCGCGAGGUCUACGUCGAGCGCCGGCCGGAGCCCGGGUUUUGGGUGGAGAGCGCGAGGGGGGCGUUUCAGCAGGGACAGGAAGGGGGGCAGCAGGUGGGUGGUGGGGAGGAGGGGGAGGUGCGGUUAUGA